AUGCGAUUAGAUCGUCAGUGGAUGUAUAUCAGGCGUAAGGAGGAUGGUUAUAUUUCUACGGAAUUUAUUAAGGGUGUUGAGAAGUUUGUUAAUUUUGCUAAGAGUCAACCAGAGUGGAUGGAUGGGAAUAAGAUUAAAUGUCCUUGUAAUCAACCAAAGUGUAGGAACACGGCUUUUCGUGACCAGGAAACCGUGACAAGUCACUUGCUCACCAAAGGUUUCGUACCGGGGUAUUACGAGUGGACACUUCAUGGGGAAGUUAUUGCUACGGUAGAUUCGGUCGAUAUGUCUUACUCAGCAUCAACGCUUGAAGCAGAGCCAACCAACUUAUUUGAGACUAUGGUAAUGGAUGCUGCCGGGCCUGAUUUCAAUCUGAAUAUGGAGGAGGAACCUCCAAAUCCGGAAGCUCAAGCAUUCUAUGACAUGCUUAGUGCUGCAAAAAAAGAGUUAUAUCCUGGUUGUCGAAAGCAUACGCAGUUGUCGCUUGUUGCUAGAUUACUUAGCUUUAAGUCAGAGCACCAUCUAUCUGAGAGGGGAUUUAAUCAACUUUGUGAAUUACUUAAGGAGGUUCUUCCUGAACCUAAUACGGUUAUUGAUAAUUUUUACAGUACUAAAAAACUGGUUCGAGGGUUGGGCCUUCCUGUUGAGAAAAUUGAUUGUUGUAGAAACAACUGUAUGAUUUUUUGGGGUGAUGACAGUGAUUUAACAGUCUGCAAGUUUUGUCAUGAGAAUCGGUACAAGCAAGUUCAGCAAGCUGACAGUAGCAAACGACAAAAAACUUGUGUUCCUCAUAAGAAGAUGCAUUAUUUUCCUUUAACGCCUCGGCUUCUGAGAUUGUAUGCAUCCAAUUCAACAGCAGCAGAAAUGAGGUGGCAUGCUGAUCAUGUGGUCGAAGAUGGCGUCAUGUGUCAUCCAUCGGAUUCCCCUGCGUGGAUUCAUUUUAAUGAGACUCAUAGGGAAUUUGCUGCCGAGAAAAGGAAUGUCAGACUUGGUCUUUGUACUGAUGGGUUUCAGCCGUUUGGUCAAUCUGGGAAGCAAUAUUCUUGUUGGCCUGUCAUUGUCACAGUGUAUAAUUUACCACCUUGGAUGUGUAUGAAGGAUACAACAAUGUUCUUAACGGUGCUAGUGCCAGGACCACAGAAUCCUAAGGCAAAACUUGAUGUUUUCUUACAACCCCUUAUUGCAGAGUUGAAACAUUUGUGGGAUGUUGGUGUCCAUGCAUAUGAUAUCUCAUUGAAACAAAAUUUUCAACUGAGAGCGGCUUUGAUGUGGACCAUUAGUGAUUUUCCUGCAUAUUCAAUGCUCUCGGGGUAUAGCAUGGCAGGAAAGCUGGCAUGUCCUUAUUGCACGAUUCACUCGGAAGCAUUUUACCUGUCAAAGAGUCGAAAGAUUUCAUGGUUUGACAACCAUCGAAAAUUCUUGCAUCGAGAUCAUCUGUAUCGACGGAAUAGGUAUGGAUUUCGCAAAAAUACUUUGGUAAAAAAAACACCACCUCCUAUACUGUCUGGACCUGAGAUACUUGUUUCCUUGGACGAGUUGGGUUUAGUGAAGGCGACAGAACCCAAUGCUGCACAGACUAAUGCGGAUAACAGUCAUGGUAGUGGUUGGAAGAGUAAGAGCAUUUUUUGGGAUUUGCCUUAUUGGAAAACUCAACUUAUUCGACACAACUUGGAUGUUAUGCAUAUAGAGAAAAACGUGUUCGAAAAUGUGUUCAAUACAGUGAUGAAUGUACCGGGCAAAACUAAGGACACGGUGAAGUCGAGAGAAGAGUUGAAUCAAUAUUGUCGCCGCAUUACUCAAUCAACUUUUACUCUGAACAAGAAAGAAAAAGCUGUCCUGUGUGCAUGGGUAAAAAAUCUGAAAUUUCCUGAUGGGUAUGUGUCGAACAUGGCUAGAUGUGUUGACACAAAGAAGCUUAAGUUGUUUGGCAUGAAAAGCCACGACUGUCAUGUGUUCAUGCAAAGGUUGGUGCCCGUUGCAUUUCGGGAAUUACUACCGCAAAAAGUAUGGGAGGCAUUGACUGAGUUGAGUCUUUUCUUCAAAGAUUUAACAUCGACCACUAUUAAAAGUGAGCACAUGAUGAAAUUAGAGAACGACAUCCCCAUCACUUUGUGUAAGUUGGAGCUCAUAUUUCCUCCAAGCUUCUUUGACUCUAUGGAGCAUCUUCUAGUCCAUUUGGCUUAUGAAGCAAGGAUAGCAGGUCCAGUUCAAUAUCGAUGGAUGUAUCCGUUUGAAAGAUACCUUGGAAAGUUGAAGAAAACAGUUAGAAAUAAAGCUCGAGUGGAAGGCUCUAUUUCUAAUUCAUACGUUGUGGAAGAAGCGUCAUUGUUGUGUUCUCAUUACUUUGAGGACCAUGUUGUUACAAGGCAUACACGAGUGCCGCGCAACGAUGCUGGUGUUGUAAAUGAAGGGGAUGACCAGGAGGGGAAGUUAUAA
Messenger RNA from Diospyros lotus (date-plum), 2436 nucleotides. RefSeq lists its product as uncharacterized. NCBI's taxonomy places the organism in Eukaryota, Viridiplantae, Streptophyta, Magnoliopsida, Ericales, Ebenaceae. The transcript is spliced from 2 exons. The record is from RefSeq and is a predicted model, not a curated record. The coding region runs from base 1 to 2436 and encodes 811 amino acids.